Protopolystoma xenopodis is the source of this 261-nucleotide messenger RNA. Lineage: Eukaryota; Metazoa; Platyhelminthes; Monogenea; Polystomatidea; Polystomatidae. The record is from the annotation of a GenBank genome assembly.
AUGCUUCGGAUACAGCAAAUUCGUGCGAGUCUGCGUCUCUUCUCCAACCCUUUUCCCAACCAGUAUGGCAGACAUCUUGACGAUGUCUCUUUGUUGGAUAACCCCAAUCCCUUGAUCACAGCGGUCGUGGAUAUUCACACUCCUGUUAGUGGAUUCGAGUUUAUGUUGAGAAGAGCGUGUGCAGAAGUAAUUUCCAAAUACCACUCCAUCAGUGAAGAUUCACCUCUCUUGACGACAGACGUGCAAGAAAGCGAUAAGUAG